Habropoda laboriosa is the source of this 2063-nucleotide messenger RNA. It is a transcript of the gene Hex70a, whose product is annotated as arylphorin subunit alpha-like. Lineage: Eukaryota; Metazoa; Arthropoda; Insecta; Hymenoptera; Apidae. The transcript is spliced from 6 exons. The coding region runs from base 18 to 2063 and encodes 681 amino acids. The record is from RefSeq and is a predicted model, not a curated record.
UUUAAACUUUCAAAAAUAUGAUUCUACUCACGCGGCUGUGUCUGCUGGGGCUGCUGGCCUGCGGCUUGGCCAGCGCGGAUUAUUACAACAUUAAAACAGCCGACAAUGAGUUCGCGCUGCGUCAGAAGAAAAUCUACAACCUGCUUUAUCACGUCGGCCAACCUGAUAUAGUGAACCGUCCGCUGUACGACGAAGGUCAAGAAUGGAGCAUCGAAGCCAACAUCAAUUCGUACGCCAAUACGCUUGCCGUGAAGGAUUUCCUCUACAUGUACAAAAAUGGAAUGCUUCCCCGAGGAGAAUUGUUCUCGACCUAUUACUCAAAAAUGCUUAAAGAAAUGAAAGCUUUGUUCAGGCUGUUCUACUAUGCAAACGAUUUCGACGUUUUCUAUAAGACAGCUCUCUGGGCGAGAAACAACAUAAACGAAGGCCAAUUCUUUCUUGCCCUGUACAACGCGGUGAUCAGAAGACCGGAUACCGUGUACAUUCAACUGCCACCCCCAUCCGAAAUGUACCCCUACUUCUUCUUCAACUCGGAAGUGCUCGAGAAAGCCCACCAUCCGAAAGUUUUUGGCAAACUGGAUCCACAAGCACCUGAAGGAUUCAAAUCGUACAUAAUCUCAGCGAAUUAUUCCGGCUGGUACGUUAACCGCGAGUUCAACUUGGAGAACAGGCUGAAUUACUUCACAGAGGAUGUUGGCCUGAAUUCUUACUAUUUCUUCUUCCGCCAUGGAUUCCCAUUCUGGAUGGAAUCCAAGGAAUUCAAUUUGCCAGAUUACCGCGGAGAGGAAUACCUUUAUGGUCACAAACAAUUGAUGAACAGAUACUAUCUCGAAAGACUUUCGAACGAUUUGCCUAAACUCGAGGACUUCGAUUGGCAACAGCCAUUCUACGCAGGUUACUAUCCUACCAUGACUUAUCACAAUGGAUUACCAUUCCCUCAAAGACCAGACUGGGUCAAAUUGCCUAUCUACAAAUACAAAUACAUCAAGGACAUUAUGGACAAAGAAUCAAGAAUAACUGCUGCAAUUGAUUCUGGCUAUAUUUUAAAUAAUGACAGCAAGUGGUACAACAUUUACAAUGAAACAGGUGUAAACGUUCUUGGAAACAUAAUCGAAGGUAACGCAGACUCCCCGAACCGUCAAUUCUACGGUAGCAUUGAUGCCCUCGGCAGAAAUAUACUUGGUUACAAUCUAGAACCAGCAAACAAGUAUCAAAUCCUUCCUAGUGCUUUGGAAACUUUUUCCACUUCUAUGAGAGACCCUGCUUUCUAUCGUCUUUACAGAAGAAUAUGUAGCUUUUAUUACAGGUACAAAAUGAAGCAGAAACCAUACAUUAGGGAUGAAAUUAUGUAUCCCAAUCUGAAGAUUGAAUCUUUCACUGUUGAUAAAAUGACUACAUUCUUUGAAUAUUUUGACACAUCCAUUGGCAAUAGCUUAUUAGUAGAGAAUCAAAAAGAAGCUGAUUCCUUAUUAAUUAAAAUUAGACAGGAUCGCCUCAAUAACAAUGCAUUCAACUUCCACAUUGCUCUUAAUUCUGAUAAACCAAUGAAAGCAGCUAUCAGAAUUUUCCUUGGACCCAAAUAUGACUCACAUCGCAAAUUAAUUGAACUUCCAGAGAAUCUUAAAUAUUUCUAUGAAAUUGACAACUGGAUUAUUGAUGUGAAUGCUGGCCUGAACAAAAUUGUACGUAAUAGUAGAGACUGCUUCUUCUUGAUGCCUGACCAAGAACCAAAUGAAAUAUUCUAUAAGAAACUUUUGAAGAAUCUUGAAGGAAAUAGUGAAUUCACAUAUAGUGAGAGAAUCUUUGGAUUCCCAGAAAGACUGUUGUUACCUAAGGGUAAAAAGGAAGGAAUGCCAUUCCAAUUAUUCUUACAUGUUAGUCCAGUCACUUCGAUGAACAAAUACAAUUCAAGAAUAUGGGGUAAUUACAAAUUUGACAAUAGACCAUUUGGUUUCCCCCUAGACAAGCCUCUCGAUGGCUUCAACUAUGACGGACCUAACAUGAUGUUCAAAGAUAUACUUAUUUAUCACAAAGACCAACCUGAUAUGAAUAUUCCUUAUUAA